Molecule: messenger RNA, 2358 nt
Organism: Porites lobata
Lineage: Eukaryota; Metazoa; Cnidaria; Anthozoa; Scleractinia; Poritidae
Source: the annotation of a GenBank genome assembly
CACAGGGAAACACAGAGUAACACAAGGGAACACCACGUAACACAGGGUAACAGAGGGGAACACAGGGUAACACAGAGUAGUAACACAGGUACACACAAGGUAACAAUGGGUAAUACACAGUAAGACAGGGGAACACAGGGUAACACAGGGUAAAAUAGGGUAACACAAACGUAACACAGGGUAACAUGGGGUAACACUAGGUAACACAGGGUAACAAAGGGGUAACAUAGGGUAACACAAAGGAACACAGAAGAACACAAGGGAAAAGAGGGUAACACAAGGUAACACUGGGUAACAAAGGGUAACAUGAGGUAACACAGCGUAACAAAGGGUAACACGGGGUAAAACAGGGUAACACAGUGUAACAUGGGGUAACACAGUGUAACAGGGUAACAAAAGGUAACAUGGGGUAAUACAGGGUAACACGGGGUAGUACAGGGGACAACAGGGGUAAAACAGGGUGACACAGGGUAACACAGGCUAACACAGAGUAACACAGGGUCACAAAGGCUAACACAGGGAAACAUAGGGGUAUCACAGGGGAACACAGGGGAACACGGAGUAACAGAGGGUCACACGGGCUAACACAGGGAAACAUAGGGGUAACACAGGGGAACACAGGGUAACACGGAGUAACAGAGGGUCACACGGGCUAACACAGGGAAACAUAGGGGUAACACAGGGGAACACAGGGUAGCACGGAGUAACAGAGGGUCACACGGGCUAACACAGGGAAACAUAGGGGUAACACAUGGGAACACAGGGUAACACGGAGUAACACACGGUCACACGGGCUAACACAGGGAAACAGAGGGGAACAGAGGGGAACACAGGGUAACACGGGGUAACACAGGGUCACACGAGCUAUCACAGGGAAACAUAGGGGUAACACAGGGGAACACAGGGGAACACGGAGUAACAGAGGGUAACAGAAGGUAACACAAGGGAACACAGGGUAACACAAAGUAACACAGAGUAACACAGGGGAACACAGGGGAACACGGAGUAACACAUGGUCACACGGGCUAACACAGGGAAACAUAGGGGUAACACAGGGGAACACAGGGUAACACGGGGUAACACAGGGUAACAAAGGGGAACACAGGGUAACACGGAGUAACAGAGGGUAACAGAAGGUAACACAAGGGAACACAGGGUAAUGCAAAGUAACACAGAGUAACACAAGGGAACACAGGGUAACACAAGGCAAUACAGGGUAACACACGAUAACAGAAGGGAACAAAGGGGACCACAGGGUAACACAGAGGUAACACAGGGAAACAAAGGGUAACACAGGAGUAACACAGACUACCACAGGGUAACAGAGGGAAACAAAGGGUAACAGAGAGUACCACAGGAAAAAACACAGGGUUACACAGAAUAACACAGCAGAACACAUGGUAACACAGGGUAACACAGAGUAAAAAAGGGGUUACAAAGGGCAGGACAGGGUACCACAGAGUAAGACAGGGGAACACAGGGUAACACAGAGAAACACAGAGGAAAAGAGGAAAAAAAGGGUAAAACAGGGUAACACAGGCUAACACAGUAACACGGGGUAACACAUGGUAAUACAGGGUAACCCAGGGUAACACCGAGUAAGAAAGGGUAACACAAGGUAACACAGGGUAACACAGGGGAAGAAAGGGUAAAGCAGGGUAAGACAAGGUAACACAGGGUAACACGGGAUAACACAGAGUAACACAGGGUAACCCAGGGGUAACACAGGGGAACACAAGAUAACAAAGGGUAACACAAGGUAACACAGGGGAACACAGAGUUACACCAGGUAACACAGGGUAACACAGGGUAACACAUAGGUAACACAGGGUAACACAGGGUAACAAAAGCUAACACACGGUAACACGGGGUAACGAAGGGUAAAACAAGGUAACACAGUGUAACAUGGGGUAACACAGGCUAACACAGAGUAACACAGGGUAACACAGAGGAAGAAAGGGUAAAACAGGGUAACAGAGGGUAAGAAGGGUAACACAGGGUAACACGAGGUAACACAGGGAAACACAGGGGAACACAAGGUAACAUAGGGUAACAAGGGUAACACAAGGUAACACAGGGUAACACCGCAUAACACAGGGGAACAAAGGGUUACACAAUAAUAUUUAACGCAGAGUAACACAAGGUAACACGGGGUAACACAGGGGAACACAGGGUAGCACAGAGUAACACAGGGGAACAAAGGGAUACACAAGGUAACACAGAGUAACACAAGGUAACACAGGGGAACACAGAGUACAAGAGGGUAACACAGAGUAACAGAGAGGAAGACAGGGGAAGACAGGGGCUACACAGAGUAACACAGGGGAGCACAGAGCAACAAAUGGUAACACAGGGUGA